AAAAUGAUUAUUUUGGAAUGAGAAUACAAUGUAAACAUUUAACCCACUAAAUGAAAUAAAACUAAAAAGAAAACAAAUAAAUAAAUAAAAAACAUCUACUACACUCAUCUCCCCCUCCGUCGUUUUCUGUCUCCGUUCAGCGAAACCCUUUUUCAAUCGCAGAGAUGCAAUCGACGAGCAAAGCUGAAGCCGAGCGGUUGCUGGGAAUCGCAGAGAAACUCUUACAAGGCAAAGAUCUAAACGGUUGUCGAGAUUUCGCUCUUCUAGCUCAAGAAACUGAACCCUUACUCGACGGUUCCGACCAGAUCUUGGCCGUUGUUGAUGUACUCAUCGCCGCCGACAAACGGAUCAACAACCAUCCUGACUGGUACGGCAUCCUUCAACUUGAGAGUCGCCGUAACGACGAUGAUCUCAUUAAAAGGCAGUAUCGCCGCCUUGCCCUCCUUCUGCACCCAGAUAAGAAUAAGUUUCCCUUCGCCGACACAGCGUUCAAGCUCGUAGCGGAUGCUUGGGCUUUGUUGUCGGAUUCUUCGAGGAAAUCGGCGUACGAUAACGAAUCGUUUGCGUUCUCGAAGGUGGAUCUUGUUUCGAUGAAGAAUCAGAGAGAGAAAGAGAACCAGAACCAGAACCAGAACAACCCGAUUCAGCGAGAAAAGAUUCCUGUGAGGCGUAAUCCAGCCGACGUUGGAGCGGCUGCGAAUCAAGCUGGGGCGACGGCGACGGUGACGUCGAAUCAAAAGGAAGCGAACAUUUGGACGGCGUGUCCGUACUGUUAUAAUUUAUACGAGUACCCUAAAAUUUACGACGGGUGCUGCCUGAGGUGCCAGAGUUGUAAGCGAGCGUUUCAGGCCGUUGCGAUACCACAGUCGUCAUUGCCGCCGAGCAUCCCAGGGAAGGAAGCGUACUACUGCUGUUGGGGGUAUUUUCCGAUGGGGUUUGCGAUGUCGAACUCCGACAAGGCAAAAACCCUUACCAUUCCGAAUUGGAUGCCGCCGAUGUUCCCGACGAACGCCAAAGCUUGGCCGUCGGCUGAUAGCUUGCCAAACGGCAGCACCGUGCCCCUGGCGGAACCUGGUGAGGCUUUUGUUGCGCCGGCGCCGGCUCCGACGCCUCCGCCUCCAGUUCCAGUUUCGGCUCCGGCACCGGCCCCUGCCCCUGCCCCGGCUCCCGUUCCCGUUCCCGUUCCGGUUCAAGUUCAACCUCCGAAACCGACUCUACAGAAACAGCCAACUCCAACUGCCGGAGCUACCGUCCCUAAAAAAAGAGGUAGGCCGAGGAAGAAUCCUCUGCCUUAGAAAUUUUUAGGAUUUCUCGCAUUCCAUAAACCAAAUCGAUGAAGACUCGUCUGCAUACUUUCUGAGUUUUUGUCCAAAUCAUGAAGCUUGACAUUUAUUCUGUUUGCUCUCAAAUUCAAGAACAAGUGGAAGGAAUUGUUACAGGUAAAUUCGGAAACAUUAGGGUUGUUAUGUAGUCUUUUGUUAUUGUUUAUUUUAUUUUAUUUUCAGGUUUGUUGAUGCUUUUUGUAGAGUUUUUCAUAGAACCCUAACUGCAUAUGUAGAUUUUAAAAUGUUAAAUUAUGAUGUAAUUUGCAGUAAAUUGAUUUCUCAUUUCUGCCUAA
This is a messenger RNA of Lactuca sativa (garden lettuce), 1618 nucleotides long. RefSeq lists its product as uncharacterized. The record is from RefSeq and is a predicted model, not a curated record. Lineage: Eukaryota; Viridiplantae; Streptophyta; Magnoliopsida; Asterales; Asteraceae.